AUGUCAAAGGAUACUAUUUCACAAUUAGAGAAAGCAGAAAUUUCUCAUAUUGAUAAUGAAGAUAAGAGUUUACAUGAUUUAAAACAAUCAGAUUCAGAAUCAAAUGCUGAAGAUGAAUAUGCUAAUUUACCGGAAUCAUUACAAGGUUUAACUCCAGAAGAAUUACAAAAAUUGGAUAAGAAAGUUACUAGAAAGAUAGAUCUUAGAUUAAUGCCAAUGUUAAUUUACAUUUACAUUUUAAAUUAUUUAGAUAGGAAUAAUAUCGCAAGUGCUAGAUUAGGUGGAUUAGAAGAAGAUCUUGGAUUGACUGGUAGUCAAUAUCAAACAUGUAUUUCAAUUCUAUUUGUUGGUUAUAUUUUGUUUCAAGUUCCUUCAAAUAUGUUAUUAAAUAAAUUUGGUCGUCCUUCAAUUUAUAUAUCGGUUGCAAUGACUAUUUGGGGUGCAUUGUCAACUAUAACCGGUGCUGUUCAAAACUUUGGUGGAUUAUUAACUAUUAGAAUUCUUCUUGGAGUUGCAGAAUCCGUAUGUUAAUCAUUUUUCAAAUUUUCAAAUUUUCAAAUGUUUCAGCAUCGAAGUGAUCCUUCGAUACAGAUUGAUUUGAAUACACCAAAAAUCUUGUACUAACGUAUUUCAUGCUUUCUUUCCUGCAGCAUUGCUUGUAUUGAGUAAUUGGUAUGAUAAGAAGUCAUUAGCAUCAAGAAAUUCUAUUCUUUAUGCUGGUAGUUUAGUCAGUUCAGCAUUUAGUGGUUUAAUUGCAGCUGGUAUUUUGAAAGUCCCUGGUUUGGGAGGUCAAUCAUGGAGAUGGUUAUUUAUUAUCGAAGGUGGUUUAACUGUUGCUUCUGUUCCAUUUGCUUAUUUUGUGUUACCAGAUAAUCCAUCAAACACCAAGUUUUUAUCACAACAAGAAAAAGAUAUCAUAAUGUGGAAAAUGAGUAAAGACGUUGGUGUUAAAGACUCAGAUCAAGUUAAUGAAGAAUCUGAUUGGCAAGGUUUUCUCAAUGCUGUUAAAGAUAUUAAAGUUUGGAUACUAUGUGGUAUGCAUUCAUGGUUAGUUGCAGCUUGUGGAGUUACUAAUUUCUUUCCAACUGUUGUUGAAACAUUAAAUUUUAAUAGAACUAUAACAUUAGUUUUAACUGCUCCACCUUAUUUACUCGCUGUUGUUAUAACAUUUUUAUGGGCUAAACAUGCAGAUAGAUCAGGUGAAAGAAUGUUACAUGUUAUUAUUCCUUUAGUAUUAGCAUUAGUUUCGUUUAUUAUCGCUGCUUGUACUUUAAAUAUUGGAGCUAGAUAUUUUUCAAUGUGUUUAAUGAUUCCAUCAUUAUACUCUGCUUUUGUUGUUAUACUUACUUGGAUUUCAAAUACAAUUUCAAGACCACCUGCAAAAAGAGCAAUUUCACUUGCUAUUGUAAAUUGUUUAUCUAAUUCAGCAUCAAUUUGGAAUGCUUAUUUAUAUCCACUGAGUGAUGGUCCAAGAUAUAUGAUAGCUUUUAUUUGUAAUUGUGCUUUUAUUGCAUUAUCAAUAGCAUUUGCAAUUGGGUUAAAUUUGAGAUUAAGAGUAUUAAAUAAGAAGAUUGAUAAUGGUACAAUGAAUUGGGAAAAAGAGUUUGGUAAAGGUUUUGAUGCAAGUAAAAUUAAUGCUGAUUUUAAAUUCUUACACUAG
Messenger RNA from Insectozyma verbasci, 1660 nucleotides. NCBI's taxonomy places the organism in Eukaryota, Fungi, Ascomycota, Pichiomycetes, Serinales, Debaryomycetaceae. The record is from the annotation of a GenBank genome assembly.